Molecule: messenger RNA, 1614 nt
Organism: Rhincodon typus (whale shark)
Lineage: Eukaryota; Metazoa; Chordata; Chondrichthyes; Orectolobiformes; Rhincodontidae
Product: L-selectin-like
Exons: 9
Coding region: 102-1196 (364 amino acids)
Biological process (GO): leukocyte tethering or rolling; heterophilic cell-cell adhesion; leukocyte migration
Cellular component (GO): external side of plasma membrane; membrane
Molecular function (GO): calcium ion binding; sialic acid binding; oligosaccharide binding
Source: RefSeq, a predicted model, not a curated record
CAGCUGACAGAAGGAAGCAAAGUUCUCUCCACAUAACAAAACAUCUCAGUGAAGUAAAACGGGGAGGGUAAAGGCAAAAACAAAAUAGGAAAGUUCCAGAAAUGGGCAUUUAUAUGGAAUCCUGUGCUCGACAAAAACAUUAUCAGAUUCAGAAGGGUAUUGCUCACAUUUGGCUUUUCACUCUGCUUCUUGAACUAACAGUUUGGGAAGGUGUUCAGAGCUGGAACUAUAGCUACUCAACAACAGAUAUGACAUGGCCCGAUGCCAGAAACUACUGCCAACAUUUCUUCACUGACCUUGUUGCAAUUCAGAACCAUGAAGAAAUUAACCAUCUGAAUACAGUGAUUCCGAGGAACCCAACUUACUACUGGAUUGGAAUAAGAAAGAUUGAUAACGUUUGGACUUGGGUUGGAACUAACAAAACACUGGAUGAAGAGGCAGAAAACUGGGCUGCAGGUGAACCAACUCCUGGUGCUGAAGAUUGUGUCGAAAUUUAUAUAAAAAGAGCAGAAGAUGCAGGAAGGUGGAAUAAUGAUCCCUGUCUGGAAAGAUCAAAACGAGCCUUAUGCUAUUUAGCUUCUUGCAAGUCAAAUUCAUGCAGUGGUCAUGGACAAUGUGUGGAAACUAUUGGAAAUUAUACAUGUCAAUGUUAUGAAGGAUUCUAUGGACCAAAGUGUCAAUCUGCUGUGAAAUGUGAAAUUCCAAAGAUCCCUAGAAAUGGGACCAGCACAUGUUCCCAUCCAAUUGGAAAUUUCAGCUAUCACUCAAUUUGUGACUUCGGAUGUGUGGAAGGUUUCUUGUUGAAUGGGUCAGCGAAUCUUCUGUGUGAGGCCUCGGGAAUGUGGUCAUCAUCAUUCCCAACCUGUGAAGUUGAACAGUGUACCACUCUCAAUGUUCCUGACCAAGCAACUAUGAGCUGCACCCAUCCUAAUGGAAACUUCAGCUUCAACUCUACAUGUGACUUCCACUGUGCAACAGGGUUUACACUGCAGGGCUCACAAAGGCUCCAGUGCAAUGCAACAGGAAUGUGGACAGCGAUAACCCCCUACUGUGAAGGUACCCUGAAGGAAUAUAAUUCAACAAAAAUUAUCAGCAUUGGUGUUGUUUCUUCGGUCUGCCUAAUUUCAGUGUUAAGUGCUGUCAUUCUCUUUCAAAAGAAAGUGAUGAAGAAAGGGUUCUCUCCUAUAAGCACAUAAAUAAACUGGCCAACUCCAAGACUCAACCAGAAAAGAAAGGGAGUGUUCGAGGGCUGAGACACUUAUUUUCUUCACUAGAAUUGGAGGAUUUUAUCACAUGACUCACUAGAAAAUGCAAUAUGUAUUCAAGUUGAGAACAAUACCACCUUUUAAAACAAUGGAAUGAGAUUCUGUUUAAAUGUGAAGGUGUGACAAUUAAGUUUCUGCAUAUUGUGAAGAGAGGCCAAAGUUUAUGUUCCACAUGAUCAGUCAUCACUGAGCAUUUUUGGAGAUCCUAGAAACUGCCCUAUAUCUCAUUAAAGCUUCUUAAAAUGUGUAAAAUAUUGGUAAAAUUGAUUUCCUUUAUUCACUAGCUCAUUUGGCUGAUAAGUGUGUAUGAAUGGGAGCUCAUAUUUUUAUUUUGCAUUAACAAAAUGCA